This is a messenger RNA of Fragaria vesca subsp. vesca, 1074 nucleotides long. RefSeq names its product UPF0496 protein At4g34320-like. NCBI's taxonomy places the organism in Eukaryota, Viridiplantae, Streptophyta, Magnoliopsida, Rosales, Rosaceae. The record is from RefSeq and is a predicted model, not a curated record. Bases 1 to 1074 code for a protein of 357 amino acids. The transcript has 2 exons.
AUGAAGGAAAUGAAAGCGAGAAAUGUACCAAUGCAACUAACUAGUGCUUUGUUGGCAUGCAAGAACGUUUUAAUGCAACAUGUAGGGUUGAUAUAUGGCAACAAAUCAGGAGGACUGCAAGUAAAUGAUGCAGAGUUGCAGUACUCCUUUGAUGAUGCAAGCCUUGAAACGAGUACCAAUGAUCUCAUUACCAAACUCAAGGAAGAUGGAGGUCUUUCCCUGGAUAUUUUGGACAAUCUUGUUGUCAAGGAGUACUUGAGCAGCAGCUUGGAGCUACUGGAGUUCUUCACUGAGCUGGAAAAGUUUCUAGACUCAGCUCGUCAGAGCCAUACAUACAUUGCACAUGCUGUUGAACAGUGUAGCAGCUUGGGGGGUAAAAAUGGAGUAGGGAGGGAGGAGGCGAAGACGAUUUCGAAUAUAUUGAAUAACAUCAUGGCAUCUAAUGUCAAUGACCACUCUGGUGAAAAGUUGGUCAAAAAGGCUCGUUCUUUGCUUGAGAGGCAGGAAGAAAUGUUCUCCAAAUGUCUCCUUGAGCAAAAGAAGCUUGGGAAGGACCAGAAGAGUAUUCAUGGUUGGAGAAAGCUGUUGAAUUAUAUAUCCAUGGGGACUAAGUGCCUCGUUCUCAUUGUUUUGGUUGGGAUGAUGGCCAAUUCUAUAGGAUCUGUGAGAGCUGGUUCGUCUAAUGUUGUUGCAGAUUUGUCGAUCAAAGCAGCCUGCAUGAUUGAUAUCUCGGUUUUUAUAGAGAAGGCAGAUCACUGGAAUAGCUCCCACCUCGAAGCAUGUGACAAUGAGCUUGUGCUGAAGAAUCAUGCAAUGAACACAAUGCAGAAAGGGGCUUUACAUUGCAUAAAAGAGAUGGGGGAAAUUAAAGAUCUCAUUGGUAAGGUUGUAAAUUCUAUUGAGUCUCUUCUUGCUUUAAGUACAAACGUGGCGAAUGGUGGAAAUAUAGAAGUCGCAAUCACAAAUAUCAAGUGUUUCCUGAAUAAGUUUUUGGAAAAAAUUGAGGUUUUGGAGAAGAAAACAGGGGAAUGCAGCUCUAAAAUUUUGAAAGCAAGGCAAGCUGUUCUUAGGUGA